CCGAAUUUUGAAAUGAAGGUUGUAGAUUGUGUUCUCAAGGUCGCCUUGUGUGCUUUGUUAUUUAUCUGAAAGUCUUAAAGCCAAAAAAUAUUACAAAUUGAGCUACCCUGAUAAAUAAUGUCUGGCAAAAACAGUCAUAUAAUUAGUGAGAGCGAUGUAAGGAGUGAACCGUCGGUUUCAACUUGCCUACCGGAUAGGAAGACUUCAAGUUUGGACCACAGUGGGCCAUCUGUACCAACUAUGUUAGCAUACGUUGAUUUUCGUCCAUGGUUUAAAGGGUGGGAUCAACUUGACGUAAAUGAUCAGGACAAAUUGAAGGACCUGGUAACAUUUAAUUCUACUAGUCAAAUCGACUAAUAUCCAAAUAUCUAAUGAUGUAUUAAAAUUAUCUCCUUUCAUGAACUUCAAAAUUCUUUGGUUUGAUGAAUCUGGAGAUAUCUGGAAUAAUGUAGUAUCUUUAAUUCCACUCUGAUUAUAUACUAUUUCUCAGUAGCAGUUAUGGAUCCAAUUAUUUCCAAAAUAUUUGCUCUGUUUUGCGUUACCCAUGGGUAAUAAUAUUUUAACAUGUAUAUUUUGUAAUACCAGAAUACAACAUUUUAAUAAGAAUUUGUGUUGUAUUUUCCAUGUGUGGUUGAAAUUUAUGUUGAAUGCUUGUACUAAGAAUGAUGAAGGCGAUUUUGAAGCUUAGAUUUUCCAAUCCAAAUAUCCACAAAUGGAACAUAUUUCUGUUUAUUUUAAGGGAACGUAAUAAUAGUAUUUUACAAUCUAGUUCAUUUAUUAUAUACAGAUUUACAUGCUGUUCUCUAACUCGCACCGUUUGAUUGGAAAUAUGGCAUCAAUUUACCAUAGUAAAGCAUUAUACAUAAUAGUUUAUUCCCAAUGGGUUGCUAAUAUUUUCAUUUCUACUGUGUCCAACCUUACGGAAGCCACGUUAAGGUGUAAUUUUACUGCCUACAAUUGUCAAACUGCUAUGAAACAUUAUGUUUCAGAAAAUAACUCUUAAAUGUAACAGUUAACGAUAAAGAGACUAAUAAAAGUUAUGUAAGAUCCAAUGAGAUUAUAGUGGAUAACCCUACCUACUAAGUAUUACAACACUCUCAGGAUUAUUGGUUUAUACUUGACUGCACUCCAAUCUGAGAGGCAGGAUAUUAUGAUCAACCCUCACCAAAUCAGUAUUGUUUAAGACCGAACAUAUCUACUAGUUAGCUACAAAUUAAAGGAUAAUGACGUUUUUAAACCGUGUUAAUUUGAGAUGCUCCAUUAUGUAAUAAGACCAGACAAGUCCCGACAUAUUAUGUUGACCUUCCGUACUGUAGUUAUCUUUUGUAUUUUAAAUUAUGUAAGAAGAUGGUUUGGAAUUUUCUGGUCAUAGUAAUGAUUGUUAAUCUUAUGUAAAGGAAAAAUUGAGAAUUCGGUGGUAUAUAAUAAUGGACAUGUUGCCAGGAGUCUACAACAGUUUUAUUUUUUAUUAUCUUCAUUUUUCAUCAUUUCAGAUGACUCGUAAUGAGCAACAGUUCGAACAACGAUCUCAUCGACCUAAAAGGGCAUUAUCAAAAACCAGUGACGACAAUGUUUUAGGGAUUUCUUGGAAAGAAGAACAGGAAUUACGCAAAGCCAUGUAUGUUUCUCUUAGAGAUCAACAACAAACAAAUUCAGAUUCCAGUCCUUGCAAUCACCUCAUGACUUUACGUUUCCAAUUGGUAAAACAACCAAGUAUAUCAGGACCUAGCAGUGCGAAAUUGGGUUUAGCGAAGCCACGGUCAACCAUUCAGUUUAAACAUUCUAGAAAACAAAUUCGCCCGAAAUUUGUCUCUGCGAAUACCAUCUUUCCUAAAACUAGAAACGCUUCCGAGAGUUCUCCGAAUAAAGAAGUAUUAAAAUGUGAUUCAAACAGCAAUAAAACAAAUGUUGAAUCAACUGAUGACAAUCACAAACCAUAUGUUGUAAAUACUUCACAAAACACUAGCCACAUUUGCUUACGAAAUUUAUACCAUAGAAGAAAUCCAACUAAUCAUAUUAAUAUCAACAAUCAGUUGAUUGAUAACGAUGCUAACAAGCAAACCUUAUCUAGUUCUGCUGAAACAUUUGAAGUUAACAAUUUAUCAUCAAAUUCUGUCUCAACUAACUAUAGUCGACGUCCUACUUUGAUGACUGCUUCAAAUUACUUGAAAUCAAAUUCGACUAACGCGAACAGUACUCAACGGAAAUCUGUUAUUAGAAAAAGUCCUAAUUCAUCGACUUUAAGAAAUAGCUCUUUCCGAUCAGAGAACAUUGAUACAUUCGCUACAUGCAGCUCUCCGAAGAAAUCGAUACACAGUUUUAAAAGAAGAUCUAAACAACUGAUUAGUUCAGUCAGUCAAAUAUUACCUAUUACAGAACCUGAUGAUAACACACCUAAAUGUUUUUCAAACCUUUAUUGUGAGAGUGAUUUCCAGUUGCUUUCAAAAUCACCAUAUGAACCUUGGCAAGAUGAUAUUGGUCGACUUGCUUCAGUGCAUGAUUUCAUUAACUUUGUAUGCUUUCACGACUGCUCAGCGACUGGAGAUCCUAACACAGAAUGGUUCGCCAGUCCAUACAAUAUGCAGAGUUUACCUGUGCCACGUACGUUACAAAGUAAUCUAGGGACAUCUAACUCCGAUCAUAAUAAUAAAAAAUGUCCCAAAAACCCCAACAUAUCAACUCAGCGCAAAAGUUACGAAUCUGCUAACUUACACCGUAUAAUCAACAACGUUGCAAAUCGUCAAUCUGUAAAAUGUUCACCAGUCACAAGGUCAACUAGUUUAUGCGUGGCUAAAAAGCUUGCAUCUAUUCAACCAUCUCCGGCUGUAUAUUCUUCAAAAUCACGCAUUUCUUCACCUUUAAAAAUGGGUGCACCUGAUAAUUGCUUUUUGUUUGAUGGAUACAAAAUUUGCGUCGAGGAAAAUGAGUCGUCCUCCACAACUUUAAUAUCUUCAGCUGCAUCCUUUCAAACAAGUAAACUUAAGGUCAUGGACCAAUAAGUUCAAUCUAUAAUAUUCGUUAUCGUCGGUUGUCUGUUCAGUUCUAUCCCAUUUUUUUUGUGUGGAUUCUCUAUAUGCUCAGAAUUUUAAUAUAAUUCACAAUAAUACCGUGAGAUGCAUUUACUUUCCUAAUUUUCAUUAAUUUAUCUAUUAUGUUUAUUCUGUUUUUUUUAAUACACAUUAUUUACUUUCGAA
Molecule: messenger RNA, 3194 nt
Organism: Schistosoma haematobium
Lineage: Eukaryota; Metazoa; Platyhelminthes; Trematoda; Strigeidida; Schistosomatidae
Exons: 9
Coding region: 1428-2999 (523 amino acids)
Source: RefSeq, a predicted model, not a curated record